Nelumbo nucifera (sacred lotus) is the source of this 982-nucleotide messenger RNA. The record is from RefSeq and is a predicted model, not a curated record. NCBI's taxonomy places the organism in Eukaryota, Viridiplantae, Streptophyta, Magnoliopsida, Proteales, Nelumbonaceae.
AUGCCAUCGUCUUUACCCAUGUGGCGUGCUGUUAGGACUGUAUGGGCUUUUGCUGAAAAGAAAAGUGGCGGGAUUGCAAGUUUCUACUUUCUUCCUCCCGCGCGCAUUCUUAUUCUACCUACACAUUUUCGUUCGAAUAAAGGAAGAACUAUUCCUCUUCUUGUCGAAGUCGUGCGCCCACCACACUCUAGACAGCAUUCUCAUUCGAAGACAUUGCCCAUUCAACUGUUAGUCUUCUCUCAAAAUCGAAUCCGUCUGUCGCAUUUGGUGUUCUUGUUCAAACAAUUCCAGAAGACCGCUAUCGAAGUGUUAUUCAAAACCUAUUUCGUUGGAGGAACUAGAGCCGCGCAUUUGCUUGAUCCAUCUGGAUUUAUCUUGUUUCCUCUUGUUGUUCACUCUUUUUAUCUGGUGGUAUCAUCGGCUGGAAUACUCUCAAUCAGGAGUACRCGUGAAUCUGAAGUGAAGUCUCCUACAGAGGAUCCUAUGACAAUUCUUCGGAAGAGCCAUUCAGUCACAAUAUUUUUGGUUGUUUUUUUGGAGUGUCUAUUCGUUGGCUACUUUAUAUUGAAUAGGUACCUUUGCAUAGCUGAACUUUGACUUGUGGGGCUUGGUUGGAAUCAUCACAGUCUAUGUUUUUGUUUGGAUCACUAAGUAUUAUACCAAUUACAAGCAUGGGUGAACAACAAGCUAUUGAUAGAUAGGGGAAUAAUCACAACCAUUUAUUUAUAACUAUAUUCAUAGGUAGAUGCAGUCUCCUUCAUCUAGCUAUUUCUUCUCUUCUAGGUUUCUUCAUUUUACUUCUCAAGUAGUCUAUGGUUUAUUAUUUCUUUCUAAUUUUAUAGUUUAGAUAUUUGUACUAAGUUUCCCUGCAUCCAUUUCAAUUCAAUUCUCUCUUCUCUCCUAUUGGAGUUGGACCUAGGAUCCUACAAAGGUGUUGUUUGAUAAUGGCUUAAAUGGAUGAGUUGAAUAAUUUAUUAUUUUA